AUGUUCUACAUAGUUCUGCUAUUCGCCGCCGCGGCGCUACUGAGCGGAGGUUGCCGUUCCGCUAACGUGAACAAACAUAUGAAGCUACUAGAAAUUGAUAAUAAUAUUGGCUUUAAUUUACAAUCCAGACAGGCAUCCAGAAAGUUCCUAACGCUGAUGAAGAAGCCCAACCCAAUGACAGUGAACCCCACUGGGGCACCACUGGAGCUCACUUGCGAUGCAGUUGGAGCACCAGCGCCUUCAGUACACUGGUUCAAGAACGACGCUCCAAUAUACGAGCAUGAUCUAGAAUCUAAUGAAGUAAUUGAUGCAAAUCCGACGUCGCUUGCAAGGGUGACCUCCACACUCUUAGUGCCACGGACAGAAGGGAAGGUGGAGUACUCCUGCGUCGUGGUCGCCGGUUCUAAUACGUUAAGGGCUUCUACGAUAGUUUACAGCACAAAUGGCAGCACCGACUUCGCGGAACGCUCGAAACUCACCCCACUAGCGCCACGAAUAUUAGUCACGUACAAAGUAUUCGUGGACUCGAUCGGCAACAACGUAGUACUCCCUUGCAGAGUGAAGGGGCAUCCCCGGCCGAAAAUAGCGUGGAGGGAUAAUGGCGGUCGACCGGUCGGCAGGGACCCAAGAAUGAAGGUGCUGCGUUCAGGCGAGCUAGUGAUCUCAUCGCUGCGAUGGAGCGACAUGGGCGAGUUCAUAUGCCAUGCUACAAAUAUGUUCGGGAGCCAACUUGCCAAAACAUUCGUAUACCCCGCUCGAGCCGAAUAA
Molecule: messenger RNA, 768 nt
Organism: Parnassius mnemosyne (clouded apollo)
Lineage: Eukaryota; Metazoa; Arthropoda; Insecta; Lepidoptera; Papilionidae
Source: the annotation of a GenBank genome assembly